Colletotrichum phormii is the source of this 838-nucleotide messenger RNA. RefSeq lists its product as uncharacterized. The record is from RefSeq and is a predicted model, not a curated record. Lineage: Eukaryota; Fungi; Ascomycota; Sordariomycetes; Glomerellales; Glomerellaceae. The transcript is spliced from 5 exons. The coding region runs from base 145 to 675 and encodes 176 amino acids.
UUUCCUUCCCUUCUUAAUCCCCUCCUCAUCCCACUUCUCCUCCAACCAUCCAUCUCACAACCACACAUCACCUGUUCAACAUAGGUAACUACAAACAACCAACACGAUCACCUUUGAUCAAACAUUUCACACACAACUGCAAUCAUGACGGAACCGCUCUCCAAGGUCGACUCAGCUGUCGGAGGUCUCUCUCAAUCACCACCCAAGGAGUCCAAGACUCGCCGGCAAUCAUCCGCCGCUGCACCUGGCGUGUACAACAUCAAGGACCUUGAAGAAGAAAAGAUUGAGCUUGAGCUCGCACCGGAAACACAACGGACAGGAUGGAAGAUCAACACUUCAUCAUCGCAAGUCGAGGACAAGGAAAUUCUCAAGGUGCACCUGUCAAAGCCCCCAGUCAAGAAGAUUGACCUGCACUUCCCGCUCGGCAUGGAAGUAACAGCACGCAACCUCAAGGGAGUAACGAUAAAGGAUGCCCUGGACGCCAUCCACAAGGCAUAUAAGAAGAGAUCUGACGACGAGCUCGACAACCCGUACCUGGCUGGCUUUGAAUGGGACAAGGAAGAGUCCUGGACACGCUUGGUUGUUCACCUCCAGAAGAACCCCGCAAUUGAGAAGAUCGGCGGCGGUGGCGGCGGCAAGAAGAAGAAGAACAAGAAGAACGAGGGUGAGGAGUAACUUCCCUGACUUUAUUUCUUCAUAUCUGGUCCAAUACUUCCUGGUAAAACUGCUUGCUUCGCUUUGGCUCAAUAGGCGACUUGGCGCAAUGGGAUAUUGCGAUAGAUAUCGUCGGAUAUUGUGUCAAUGGGUUCGGAUCUCUGCUCUGGAGCUUGAUGCUUCG